ACGAAACAAGAGAAGAAGAAGUGGUCCGUGGUCCAUGAUUCAUUGUUAUAUAUUGCUGUGCAUUACUCGAUGUAAUAAGAGAACUUCAACGAUAUUAACUUAAACGUAUUGCAUUGCUACAAAUCUUAAUAUAGUCAAAAUGGUUUUAAGUUCAACCACGAAACAGAGGAUAGCCAUCGUUCUGAAUGUGAGCAAAUUCGUAUUUCAAUGGGGAUUUAUUCCUGCCGUACUCUUUUUAGGAUUCAGCAAGGGUGCUGACCCAGGCAUGCCUGAAUUAACCCUUAUGAACUUAUUAUGGCAGUAAGUCUUUCAUGGAUUCAUUCCAAAAGAAUUAUGAAUACCUUUGAUGUUACAUGAAUACAUUUUAUUUAAGGUUACAAUGUUUCCAAUUAUCAGAGUAAUAGACUGUAUCACAUUAAAUAAAUGUUAUAUUGU
Molecule: messenger RNA, 435 nt
Organism: Cyphomyrmex costatus
Lineage: Eukaryota; Metazoa; Arthropoda; Insecta; Hymenoptera; Formicidae
Gene: Tom7
Product: translocase of outer membrane 7
Exons: 3
Coding region: 140-304 (54 amino acids)
Biological process (GO): protein import into mitochondrial matrix
Cellular component (GO): mitochondrial outer membrane translocase complex
Source: RefSeq, a predicted model, not a curated record